Messenger RNA from Penicillium waksmanii, 2145 nucleotides. RefSeq names its product Mis6 domain protein. The transcript is spliced from 5 exons. The record is from RefSeq and is a predicted model, not a curated record. Bases 1 to 2145 code for a protein of 714 amino acids. NCBI's taxonomy places the organism in Eukaryota, Fungi, Ascomycota, Eurotiomycetes, Eurotiales, Aspergillaceae. Gene Ontology annotation, cellular component: nuclear body; cytosol; kinetochore.
AUGGCAGCUGAUCUAGGAAGCGCCGAAUCUGGCCGCUUGCUCGAUGCGCUGGAGCAUCUAGAAGCCGUUGCGUAUGUCCCCGCCAAACAGCGGUACACAGACGCCGGCCAGCUAGCCAAAACAAUUGCGUCGGACGCGCACGAGAGCGGCAUUCCGCGGGCUGCGCUGGGCCGUCUUCUCAAAGUGCUUACGGCAAGAAACAACCUUGACCAAGGGACGGCGACGUCUCUUGUCAAGAAUCUGUAUCCCCGCGAACGGAUAUUGUCGAAACAUGCCACGCAGGUCGCUCUGCUGGUACGCUGGUUGAUUGUCGCGUACGAUGUCCUUGAAGACAAGUCUCAUCUGGGUAAACUAUAUGCCGUUUUGUUCAAUCAUCUGGACAUGAUUAGUCUUCGGAAACCGCUUUGUCAUUUGUUGUCGCUCAUUACGCGGCGGAAACAUGUGAAGCCGUUUCGGAUCCAGGCUCUUAUGGAGUUGAUUCAGAAUGCCGGUGGUGAGGAUAAGGAAUUGGUUAGCUUGCUGAAGGUUUUUAAGAACUAUUACCCUGAGAUUGUUGUUGGUGAUGCCGGGUCGAGGCGGGCGGGUCUGUUUUUCAAACACCCUGAUCCUGAAUGGUCUGGUCAUGUCAAGGUCCUGCAGGAUCGCAAUGCGGAGAUGAUGGAUGCCGAUCAAGAGCAAUCGAGCUAUCAGGUUGUUCAUCGGGGGACGGUGAAGCGGAGCAGGAUUGAGGUUGUUAUUCCUGUGCUGCAAACCUCUCGAGUGUCGAUGAAACAUACAUCCCUGGAAGAAAUUCGGGAUAUUAAUCACUUUGUCGACAAGUUGGAUCGGAUUGAGCUUCCCAAUCAGAUAAUUUCCACACUUGGUGAUGCGAUGGCUCAGAAAUAUCUUCAUUUGGUGCAGUCUGAAGCUGCGAAUCAUCGUCUUGAUGAGUGGUUGAGGAAUUUUUUGGAUGAUAGAUUGGAGCAGGUUCGGAAUGAUGAUGACGAUGAACCGGAGUCACUAUCAUAUGUUCUCAGCUUUGUUGAGGGAUAUGCGUCUUUUACCAAGUCGCUUCUCCCCUCGGUACGAGCUUUCUUAGAAUCCUAUCUCCAAGUAUGGAACGGCCGAGACAAUCGCGAGCAAGUUCUACGAUUGCUUCAAUACUUGCCCAUCGAAUCAUUUGCAUCUCUACAAACCAGCAUACUAUCACCACUUGAAUCUAGUCUGCUAGACGCAACUCUAUCAUCAAGAACAGCUCUGCUUGAUUUCUACACAGCAUUAAUUGCAGAAUGGGGCGUGAAGCUCCGACUCGAGCCAUCCGUCUCAGAAGAGUCCGAGCCCUUGACCUACGUCGUCAAACACGCAGAGCUUCUAGCAUCUUCAAUUCAAGAAUUUGCACCAACAGCCGACGACGAACAGCAACACAUCCCCGCCAACCCAGCGAUUCUACCAGUCCUUCGCUUCUACAAAUCCCUUGCAGACCUCUUCUCCCACGCUUCGACAAAUGCCCGAAUUCGCAUCACAGUCCCCCAAGCCCCGACCGUAUACACAAUCGCCUUCACACCCAGCAUCUCGAUCAUAUCAGGCCUAAACUCCAUUCUAGCAGGCUACAAAUCCGCCUUCGAAUCCUCACUCACCUCUACAGUCCUAACAUUACCCAAUCCGCCCGAACCGCUCUACGACACGAACCUGGUCGGCGAAUUCAACGGCUACGUAAUGGACAUGUGCAAUCUCCUCUGGCGAAAUCGCGCCUUAAAUACCGACGACCCGAAUGCACUGGGGUGUAUGAUUCCGGCCGCGACUACCACAGCCCUGACAACAUACGUGCGAAGCGUAAAUGACGCGGCCAGACACUAUGAUCGUGAAAGCGCGUUUCAUGUGACCCUUGCAUCGAUUUUCUCGCUCAGUCACCAUGCGGCAUUUUGUAAUCUUUCUGCGGCGGCCUUUGCGGAGUUGGAGGAUGGGCAGGGGGUUGAUGAUGAGGGGAGGCCUAGGAUGCGGAAACCUGUUACUCAGAAGGCGUUGCAGGCGCUUGAGAAGGAUGGGGGUGCGAAGGUUUCUUGGCAGGAGUAUCGGGUAAGUAUGCUUGAUUGGUUGGAUGGGGUUGGGAGUCGGGGGACGGCGGGUUUGAUGAGGAGUACUAUGAAGGCUUUGCGGAAGGAGUGA